Molecule: messenger RNA, 2525 nt
Organism: Protopterus annectens (West African lungfish)
Lineage: Eukaryota; Metazoa; Chordata; Ceratodontiformes; Protopteridae
Product: C3a anaphylatoxin chemotactic receptor-like
Exons: 1
Coding region: 93-1109 (338 amino acids)
Biological process (GO): complement receptor mediated signaling pathway; inflammatory response; positive regulation of cytosolic calcium ion concentration
Cellular component (GO): plasma membrane
Molecular function (GO): G protein-coupled receptor activity; complement receptor activity
Source: RefSeq, a predicted model, not a curated record
GAGUGAAACUCUGUAGACUUUAAGUCCUAGACAUUAACUUGUCUUUGAUGACAGUUUACUAAUUUGUUUUACAAAGACAAUCUGAAUUAAACAUGGAUUUGAUGAAUGGUACAACCAUUCAAAAUGGAACACUAGGCAGCUCUUGGGUUGAACAUGUUUUAGUGCCUUGUUGUUUUCUUGGCAUCUGUUUUAUUCUUGGAGUCCCAGGGAAUGCUUUGGUUAUCUGGACAAUAAUAUUCCAUAUCAAGCAAAAAUCUUUUACUGUGCUUUUGAUCUUCAAUUUGGCUACUGCAGAUUUCAUGUUACUGAUUACAUUGCCAAUCUGGAUACAUGCUCUGGCUGACAACUGGGUGUAUGGCCUAUCAUUCUGUAAAUUUCUGACUUAUGUUAUUUAUUUCAGCAUGUAUGCCAGUGUGUUUUUUAUAACCCUCAUGAGCAUAGAACGACUGAUGGCUGUGCUUUUCCCAUUUGGGACUCAAAAAUGGAUGAGAAAAAAGGUACUUUAUACAUUAGUUUCAGUCAUCUGGUUUUCAUCUGCACUUUGUUCUGUGCCUAUCUUGGUGAUUCGAACAACUGUGGAGAAAAGUGGACGUGUCCAGUGUUCAGAGAGGGAAUAUUUCUCAAGGCAACAACAGAUUGCAAUCCUUCUUCUUGAAACUAUUUUUGGAUUUGCUGUCCCCUUUAUGAUACUGCUGGCAUGUUAUGCUACUGUCAUGUUUAAGAUCAAACACAUGACAUUUACAACAAGAAAGAAACCUGAAAAACUGAUUGCAGGCAUUGUGAUUGCUUUUUUUAUUUGUUGGUUUCCUUACCAUGUAUUCAACUUACUGAUGGUUGUUUCAGUAGCACUAAAAUCUUCUGGACAUGGAAGCACAGAACAUUUAGAUAAGAUAAUAAAAGCCGGGGAAAAUAUACCCGGUGCUCUAGCUUUCUUCAGCAGCUGUGUAAACCCUAUACUGUAUGCAUUUGCAGCACAAAGUGUCCGCAAAGGCUUUCAGCUGUCAAGUUUUGCCAGGCUGUUUAGGCAAAUCAGCCCAUCAGAGGAUGAAAAACCCACUAAAGAAAGUUGGAGUUUAGAAGAAAAAAUAUCAAAAAACAUAAGUAUUUGACUGUAACACCUGCUUUAUUAAUUAUGAUAUAGAUUUCUGUGUUCUGUAUUUUUUAACAUAAUUGAUGUAUAGAUAUCAGUGCUGAAACAGAGUUUUAAAUAUAAAGUAGAAAAUAUUCAGGUACAUUUUGACUGAUAUAUACAGUAGGUCUUUCACAUACUUUUGGGUUAAAUAAAUUGCAUGGAUUCUGAUUUACAACAAUUUUUGAUGUUAAGUAAUAAGAUACAAUAUAAAAUGCUUGGAUUCUGAUUUACAACAAUUUUAGAUAUUAAGUAAUAACAUGUAUCGCUGAUGUUUAUUGUGAAUGGACACAAUAUAAAAUGCUUAGAUUCUGAUUUACAACAAUUUUAGAUAUUAAGUAAUAAGAUGUAUCGCUGAUGUGUAUGGUGAAAGGAUACAGUAACAUCUCUCAAGCCACACAGAGCUAACAUGCAGUAUUGGAUAAUGAUAUAAAACAGUGAUAAAAAAAAAAAGACAGACCACCUACUUUGCACUCAUUCGCAGUCUGUUAUUCUAUUGUGCAUGUAUGAGUGUGUGUGUGUGUGUGUGUGUGUGUGUGUGUGUGUGUGUGUGUGUGUGUGUGUGUGUGUGUGAUGGGGGGAUUAAAGCUGAAGUUUUUGCUGCUUGGUUGGUUGGACAUAAAGAGUAAUAACAGAUAGAAGGCAACUGCAUGUUAAUAGAACUGGGUUUAACUUUUUCUUACAUGAUAACGCUUUCAGUAUUUCUUUUUUAACUGUUGGCAUUGUAUUAUAUUUAUGGUGGGGUCUUUGUAAAGUAUUGCGUGUAGGAAAUGUAUGGAUCACCAAACCUUACCAGCCACCAUAAUUAUUUGGAUAAACUAUUGGAUACAUUUGUGCAUGUAGGAUAUAGACAUUAAAAUAAUGUAUGAAAUUAUAACACAGUGUAAGAAUGUAAUACAAUGUAUGUAAACUACAGUGUUAAUUUAUACUGGUAUAAGGCCUUCAGUGUAAUUCAUAAAUAUGAUGUGAGAUCAGAUGGCCUUACCUUAGAACAUGAGCCAUCUGUGUAAAUGAGUUUGUAUAGUCUUAUGCAGUGAGUCUUUGAAGCAUGAAACAGUAUGCAUAUCCUUACUGCUGCCUUUCUAGCUGGGGCUUUCCCCACAUUUUUUUGUAUACUAACAAUGCUGCAUUAUUAUUUAAAUUAUACAGUACAUGGGUGACCUUAUAGACCCCCACUUAGUGAGCUGUAGCCAGGUGAAUAUCUUUGAAAAUGCAAUUAAUUUACAUUAAGGUUUUUGGCACUUUGGGCAACUAACAAGCUUGAAAGUGGUCUAUGCUUUAUUUUAUUAAGCUGCAGUAAUGAUAUUUGGACAUUGAUAUUAUUUAUGCCAAUGUUUCAGUAUUUGACUUUUGGACAAUGCAUUUUAUAUGUUCUUGUCCCUAAUGCGUCAUAUUC